UUCCCACUCUCCUGUCCAUUCUUCCUUUCUCGCCUCCUCGCCUCCUGCUAUUUCUUGUUUCUUUAUUCUUCCCUAUCACUUCCUUCCCUCGUUACAUACCACUUUUGAUUCUUUUUUUAAUUUCCCGCAAUUCCAUUCCACGGCUCCGUGUGUCAGCCGUCAGUCACUCGUUGUAGUAUAUAUACUCUUCUAAACUUUCUCAAUCCACUCCCCGAUUCUUUUUCCAUUAAUUCGGCCUGAUAUCACUGGGUCCGCAGAUCAAGUUGAUCAAUCCCUCGUUGUCUUCCGCUGCAGAUCAUUAGCUGUCGUCGUUGCGGCUGGUAUACGUUUGAACGACUGUCAAUAGAAUCUCAUCAUGAAGGCCGCAUUCGCUCUUGCCGGGGCUUCGCUCGUGGGCAGCGUCCUGGCGACCUUGCCUGCCAUUGAGACGAAGGGUAACAAAUUCUUCUACUCCAACAAUGGCACUGAAUUCUUCAUUCGUGGUGUUGCCUAUCAGCAGGAAUAUUCUGCCAAUGGCACCAGCAGCUCCAGCACAGGCUUCGGCAACGAAUCCAACGGCGACUACACCGACCCUCUGUCCGACCCCAAGAAGUGCGAGCGUGAUAUCCCUUACCUGAAGGAACUGCGGACCAACGUCAUCCGUACCUAUGCCGUUGACCCCAAGGCCGACCACACUGAGUGCAUGAAGAUGCUUGACGACGCUGGUAUCUACCUUAUCACCGAUCUGUCCUCCCCAUCGGAGUCGAUCAUCCGUAAUGACCCCAAGUGGGAUGUGGACUUGUACUCUCGCUACACUAGCGUUGUCGAUGCCUUCGCCAACUACACCAAUGUUAUUGGUUUCUUUGCCGGUAACGAGGUCGCUAACGACAAGAACAACACCGACUCUAUCGCGUUCGUCAAGGCUGCUGUGCGUGACAUGAAGAAGUACAUCAAGGCUAAGAAGUACCGUGAAUCCCUGCUCAUCGGUUACGCCACCGAUGAUGACGCUAGCAUCCGUGAUGACCUGAAGAACUACCUUGUCUGCGGUGAUAGCGAUGCCAUGAUCGACAUGUUCGGUUACAACAUCUACGAAUGGUGCGGCGAUUCUUCUUUCGAGAAGUCUGGUUACAAGGAGCGCACUGAGGAAUUCAAGGAUUUCCCUGUCCCUGCAUUCUUCUCUGAGUAUGGAUGCAACAACCCUAAGCCUCGCAAAUUCACCGACACCCCUGUCCUGUACGGCCCCAAGAUGAACGACGUCUGGAGCGGUGGUAUCGUCUACAUGUACUUCCAGGAGGCCAACGACUAUGGAUUGGUGAAGGUCGAUGGUGACAAAGUCGAAACUCGCGAUGACUUCUCUAACCUCUCUGAGCAAAUCCAGAAGGCCACUGCCACUGGCGUCAACAGCGCCAGCUACACUGCCCCAGCUGCUGCUACGGCAUCCUGCCCCGCGGUUGGCAAGGACUGGGAAGCUACCAGCGAGCUCCCUCCUUCUCCUAACCCGGAUCUGUGCUCCUGCAUGGUUGAGUCUUUGUCUUGCGUCGUUAAGGAUUCCAUCAAGGAAGACGACUACGAGGACCUGUUCAACUACAUCUGCGCCAAGGAUGGAAUGUGCGGUGGAAUCCAGAAGGACGGCACCAAGGGCAAGUACGGAGCGUACAGUGUGUGCUCUCCCAAGCAGCAGCUCUCGUUCGUCAUGAACCAGUGGUACGAGAAGAGCUCCAACAAAGACCAAGCAUGUGACUUCAAUGGUUCAGGCCGUGUCCAGAGCGCCUCCAAGAGCGAUGGCCAGUGCUCCGACCUGCUGAAGCAGGCCGGUACCGCUGGUACUGGCAGUGUCACCGCUUCUCCUACUGCCGGAAGUGCUACCGCUGGCAGCACCUCUUCCACCUCCACUUCUGACAGCGCUGCUGGUGCCGUGAGCCCAAUGGCCGUCAAGGUUGGCGGCUGGCAGUUCGGGGCUUACAUCAUGACUGCCUUUGUUGCCGGUGCUGGAAUGCUCCUGUUGUAAAGUAGUAAGGUGUAUGGGACCCAAGAAUGCUAGGAGACCAGUGAAAUGUGACCGGAGGUGUUUUUUGUUCGUUGAAGUGUAUUCAUCCAUGUGAUUUUUGGAAUCUUAAGACGUACAUACUUUAGCCAAUAGCUCAAUCGUUCAUUCUUUUGAAUAUACCUUAUCAUGUCCA
Messenger RNA from Aspergillus caelatus, 2159 nucleotides. Its product is annotated as glycoside hydrolase family 72 protein. Gene Ontology annotation, molecular function: 1,3-beta-glucanosyltransferase activity. Gene Ontology annotation, cellular component: cytoplasm; fungal-type cell wall. Gene Ontology annotation, biological process: fungal-type cell wall (1->3)-beta-D-glucan biosynthetic process. The transcript has 4 exons. The record is from RefSeq and is a predicted model, not a curated record. Lineage: Eukaryota; Fungi; Ascomycota; Eurotiomycetes; Eurotiales; Aspergillaceae. The coding region runs from base 356 to 1987 and encodes 543 amino acids.